AAACUUUCUAAGUAAACGUCAGUUGUGUGUACACCUCGAAACUUUCUUUAUUUCUAGUUUUUCUAGUUUUCUAACUUAAAGUUUCACCUAAUUACUUCUAUCUUACAAGAAUUAAGUUAUCGUAAAUGCUCGGCAAAAGCUCAAGUAUGAGUUCUGUCAAGUUUUCCAAGAAAUAGACCUUGUAAAACGAGAUUGAGGAACCAUCUCAAUGAUGGUUCCUCAACAGCAAAGGAGGAGGCGAAGACGGGCAGCUCUUCCUCGGACAGCUGAGCGUCGUUUGGUGGUGGCCCGUGGGGCUAUCGGGUUCGGUUUUACAAUAGCGGGACAGCGUCCGUGCGUGGUAUCUGCAGUAACAUCAGGAGGGCCGGCCGAUCGCGCUGGCCUGAGAGCUGGAGACGCAUUAUUGGCAGUGGAUGGUGCGAACGUGGCCAGGGCUCCUCAUGCGUCUGUGGCGAGGCUCGUGGCGGCCGCGCCGGGCGCUAUAUCGCUGAGUGUAGCACCGAGGGAGUCCCCGCCGACGGAUACUGAGGAUACAGAGCCUGAUGAGCGCGCGAGGACGAGGAGGAGGCAUCCCCCGCCGCGCCGCAGACCACAGAUAAUGCAUCAUCCAGGAUGCCACGCGGCGCCGAGUACGUCGGGCGUUAACGAGAUCCUCCAAAACCUAUCGCGGGCCCAGCUGACCCCAGCGCAGAUGGUCCGCCUCGAGUGCCGCGCCGUCGUCGGCUACCUGGGCACCAUAGAGACCCCCCAAGCGGCCGCCAACGCGGCUCCUGGUAACGUCAGAACCGCGGUCAGGAAGCUGAGGCAAGAGCGACGACCUGCCACACCUGUUUUGCUAUCUGUACUCCCUAAUUCUUUACUCCUUCGACGCCCUUCAGGUCAGAUACUAGCUCAGUAUCAAAGAGAGAGGAUAGUCUACGCUGGGUGCGGGUCAGAAGCCGAUAGAAGGUUUUUUGGUCUAGUGACGUCGGCAGAAACAUCUGAAGCCGAGGAGUCGCAUAGUUGUCACGUCUUCGCAGUGGAUCCCAGAAUGGCUGAGCAUGAAGCUCAUAUUGCCAGAGCCAGAGAGUUUCAAAUCAUCUGCACGCGGGAUCCAGUAGCAGACAGAUGUCUAGAGUUUCCACCGUCAGCGGAAUAUAUCGUUGGAGUUAUCAGAGGAAUGUACUCGUUGCCUGCAGACGAUUGUCUAAGCCCAAACUUGCAGCAGAUAUCCAGAUUAGCCAUUAAAGGUGAAAGUCCUCUAGCAGGGAAUUUCGCUCGAUGCAAUCGCCCUGUGUUCAGAAUACCUCGAGAUAGGGGACCCUGUAGGCACGAGGACGCGAGAAUCGAAGGGCAAGAUUUCGUGGCUAAUUCUCCUCAACCGAGCAACCAUAGCGAAGUGACCACGACUUCCAGCAACAGCGAUUCUGGCAUAGGCUUCCAUAAUGACUGUCGGAACAUCGCUGAUCGGAUAUUAGUGGUUGAUUUCGCUCAGCAAGCGCCACCUGAUAGAUUCAGACAAGACAUGCCUAGGCGACCGCUCGGAUUAGUCGGCUGCAGCAGUUUUGACGCUGAUGGAUCGUUUCUCUCGAAUACGACUCCUGUAGUCGACGGUUUUGCCGGACAAGGCAGGCCGUUGAACCUCGACGACGUGAUUCUAAAUUCAAACGAUUUGCAGCCAGUACUUCACGUGAGUCCUCGUAAAGAAGAUGACAGCUAUAAUUACAAUCUAUACGGGAACGUUGCUUCAAGUUCCAAAUCGAAUGGAGUUUACGAUCGAGUUUACACAGAGAAUGAAAGGCACUAUGAGUUUGUGCCGCAAAAUCUCGAUAUGGGCUUGGAGUUAGACCGUGUAGCUGAGACGUUUAAUUCUGUUGAGAUAUACGAGGAAAGGUCGAGGCAAGCGGCCGAUUGGCACUCGACCGAAUCCGUAGAGAAUGCUACAGUGAUAUCGGGUCAUAGUAAAGCGAGUAUGGAUUCCUUGUCUGUGUAUUCGACGAGGAGUCACGAAGAAACUCGACCGCCGUUGAGGAGGCACCUUCAAGCGUCGCUGGACGAUAUGCUGGUGCUUGGUUUGAGAGAAGAAUGUGAGAAGAAAAAGGAUGAGGGGAAUUUCGUACAUCCCGCGACUGUUAAAUACAAGGUUCGCAAACCGAAGCCUCUGAACAUAAUCUCGAAGACGAAGCAGAUCUUCACCGGCAAAGAACGUUCUCGAUCAGAACAGCGGUCCAAGGAGCAGAAGGAUCAAGACAACUUGACGUGUGCGGCCAGCGAACCUGAUCUAAGGGAUAUGGGGGUAAGUCUGUUAGAAUCACCUUUUCUACCUUCAAGGUGAAGCAAUAUGUGCUCUAUUGUUUAGUGAUAAGGUUUAUAGUCGAAUGGUGCAAAGAACGCUCUCGAUCAGAACAGCGGUCCAAGGAGCAGAAGGAUCAAGACAACUUGACGUGUGCGGCCAGCGAACCUGAUCUAAGGGAUAUGGGGGUGAGUCUGUUAGAAUCACCCUUCCUACCUUCAUGGUGAAGCAAUAUGUGCUCUAUUAUUUAGUGAUAAGGUUUAUAGUCGAAUGGUGCAAAGAACGCUCUCGAUCAGAACAGCGGUCCAAGGAGCAGAAGGAUCAAGACAACUUGACGUGUGCGGCCAGCGAACCUGAUCUAAGGGAUAUGGGGGUAAGUCUGUUAGAACCACCCUUCCUACCUUCAUGGUGAAGCAAUAUGUGCUCUAUUAUUUAGUGAUAAGGUUUAUAGUCGAAUGGUGCAAAGAACGCUCUCGAUCAGAACAGCGGUCCAAGGAGCAGAAGGAUCAAGACAACUUGACGUGUGCGGCCAGCGAACCUGAUCUAAGGGAUAUGGGGGUGAGUCUGUUAGAAUCACCCUUCCUACCUUCAUGGUGAAGCAAUAUGUGCUCUAUUAUUUAGUGAUAAGGUUUAUAGUCGAAUGGUGCAAAGAACGCUCUCGAUCAGAACAGCGGUCCAAGGAGCAGAAGGAUCAAGACAACUUGACGUGUGCGGCCAGCGAACCUGAUCUAAGGGAUAUGGGGGUAAGUCUGUUAGAACCACCCUUCCUACCUUCAUGGUGAAGCAAUAUGUGCUCUAUUAUUUAGUGAUAAGGUUUAUAGUCGAAUGGUGCAAAGAACGCUCUCGAUCAGAACAGCGGUCCAAGGAGCAGAAGGAUCAAGACAACUUGACGUGUGCGGCCAGCGAACCUGAUCUAAGGGAUAUGGGGGUAAGUCUGUUAGAAUCACCUUUUCUACCUUCAAGGUGAAGCAAUAUGUGCUCUAUUAUUUAGUGAUAAGGUUUAUAGUCGAAUGGUGCAAAGAACGCUCUCGAUCAGAACAGCGGUCCAAGGAGCAGAAGGAUCAAGACAACUUGACGUGUGCGGCCAGCGAACCUGAUCUAAGGGAUAUGGGGGUAAGAAUUCAUUAUUUACUUCAAGAACUGCCAAUGUCAACAGUUGUAAGUUAAAUUUAUUUAUUUCUUCGUUUCACCGAAUAGACAGACUCUUAUUUUGCUGUAGAUAUUGUUUGUACUUUUAAUCAAUAACUUUGAUGCCCGAUUUGGUAUGAUUCAAUUUAAUUUACUUCUGAUUGAACGGAAUUAUAUAAAACAAAAUGAAAUAAAAUCAACUGAACCCGCCUGGCGCUUCCGGCUUGUUAAUUUUCCCACAAGACGUGGAUGCAAAACGCGGUCGUUCCAGCAUCUUGUGAUGUGAAAACUCCAUUUGGUUGUGUGCUCCUGGUCUGAUAUUCGUUAGCUGUCACGUCGUGACGGAAUGGCCGGCGCUAUGCAAACUGAAUACCUUUG
Plodia interpunctella (Indianmeal moth) is the source of this 3778-nucleotide messenger RNA. RefSeq names its product regulator of G-protein signaling loco-like (gene loco). Gene Ontology annotation, cellular component: cytoplasm; nucleus; plasma membrane. NCBI's taxonomy places the organism in Eukaryota, Metazoa, Arthropoda, Insecta, Lepidoptera, Pyralidae. The coding region runs from base 209 to 2314 and encodes 701 amino acids. Gene Ontology annotation, biological process: regulation of G protein-coupled receptor signaling pathway. The record is from RefSeq and is a predicted model, not a curated record. The transcript is spliced from 4 exons. Gene Ontology annotation, molecular function: GTPase activator activity; protein binding.